CUGGGAGAUGUAGUCCCGGCUCCCGGGCUCGCCGGCGGCCGGCGGGGCUUCUGCGGGGGACUACGUUUCCCAGGCCCCCCUGCUGCUCGGCCGGGCCGCGGGAAGGGCCGGGCUGUCAAUCAACGCGCGUCGGCGGGGGCAGCGGGACGGGGAUCCCCCCGCCCGCCCCGUGUCCCGCUAAUAAUAAGUGCUUCAGAACCUUAAAAGCAGGGAGGCAAGUGUCAUGCGGGCGCGUCGUAAGGGGCUGAGCUCCGGCUGAGCGCCCAGGGCUGCUUUGCAGCCGGCAUAGCCGGGAGGGGAGAAAAAAAAGGAGGAAAAAAAAAAAAAAAAAGAAGCCUCGGAGCUGGUUCUCGGGGAACGGGCGAGAGGAGAGAAGCCCGAAAGGCUGGACAAGCCAUCAGCGAAGUGGCGAUGAGGCGCAGGAAGACGGCGGUGGCGGCCGGCUGCUGCCUCGCCUUCCUCCUGGGCACCCUGCUCAACCUCCUCUUCAUCCCCGGCUCCGAGCACCCGCCGCCGCCCCGCGAGGAGCUGCCCCCCUCCCCGCCCGGCGCCCCCCUCUACCCGCCGGAGGAGGAGAUCGGCGGCGGCCAGGCCGCCCUGGCGCGGCAGAUCCGCGAGCGCUACGAGGAGGUGCUGCGCUACCGGCAGCACCGGGCGGCGGCGGCGGGGCGGCGGCCGCUGCGGCCGCGGGAGCGGCGCCUGAUGGACCUGGCGCCGCCGCGCACCUCGGCGGAGCAGCCGCGGCCGCCGGGACCGCGGGGCCGAGCGGCGGCGGAGCCGUGGGCCGGAGCCUCGGCCGAACUCUCUUUGGAGCCGCCGCUGCUGGGCUGCCGCGACAUCCGCGAUGUCAGCGGCGUGCAGUACCUGGGCUCGGGGUACACCAAGGCGGUCUAUAAGGCGGUCCUCAACCGCACGCUGGCCGUGGCCCUGAAGGCGGUGGAUUUCGGCGGGCACGACAUCGCCCACUGCGUGCGGCAAUUCUCCGCCCUGGGGGACUGCUAUCGCCUGGCCGCCUACAAGAUCGUCAAAGAGAUGAUCCUGCUGCAGCGGCUGCGCCACGCCAACGUCCUGCAGCUCUACGGCUAUUGUUACCAAGACAGCAAUGACAUCCCAGACACGCUGACAACCAUCACUGAACUGGGCUCACCUUUAGAGAUGAUUCAGCUUCUACAGACUUCCUGGGAAGACAGAUUUCGGAUAUGUCUCAGCUUAGUUCGGCUUCUGCAUUACUUGGCUCACUCUCCUCUUGGCUCAGUGACAUUACUGGAUUUUCGCCCUCGGCAGUUUGUGAUUGUGGAUGGGGAGCUGAAGGUGACAGAUCUGGAUGAUGCCAGUGUUGAGGAGAGCUCUUGCACUAGUAACAGUGACUGCUUCAUGGAAUUCCCUGCAAGAAACUUCACCCUGCCCUGCUCGGUUGAGGGACGGUGUCAGAGCAUGAAUGAAAAGAGGAAUCUCUACAAUGCCUACAGGUUUUUUUUUACCUAUCUUCUUCCACACAGUGCUCCAUCCUCACUGAGACCAUUACUGGAUAAGAUAGUCAAUGCAACAGGAGAGCUUCACUGGGGAAUAGAUGAGACAGCUGCUCAGCUGGAGAGAGUUUUGAAUCUGUAUAAGAGUGGGGAGUACCUGCAGAACACAACCCGGGUGCCGAAAGCUGAGUACAGACGGGUGCCUGAAGCCUUUAUUCCUGAUGAGAACUACAGAUGCUGGCCAUCCUACCAUCACAAGGGCUGUCUCCUCUCCGUGUUUGAUGUCAACGAAGCCAUUGAGAUCUGUGACAGCUACUCCCAGUGCAAAGCUUUUGUCCUAACUAACCAGACGACUUGGACAGGUCGGCAGCUUGUCUUCUUCAAGAUGGCCUCAAAUCAUAUUGUGCCUGAUCCUGACAAGAUAACAUAUGUGAAGGUGACAGACUGACACCUAAAAUGGCUCAGUCUGACACGUGAGUGAUAAGAGCUGUUUGUGUAUAAAUAUAGGCAGCUGUUAGGUAGAAGGCAGCUGUGGCCGGAGAAAUAAUUGCACUAUUACUCAUUCUAAUCUAUAGAGUGCUAAAGGAAACUUUAAAGAAAUAACCUGCAUGACCAGGAUGAAUGUGCAAUAAAACAAGAUUUUGAAAAUGUGAUUUAAAAAGAAAACAAAACAACCCAAAGCAAAGUACAAGAGAUGAUACACUGUUAGAGUAUAAUUUUAGUUAUAAAUCAGCUGGCAGCUCUGGCUUUUCUAAUCAAGGUUAGCAUAACAUUUCUGACCUGUACAUGUGUGUCCAGGGAUGAAAGCUGAUCAUUUCUCUGGGAAGCCUGUAUCCUCCACACUGAUAUUUAUUUGGGCACGUACAAUCACAACAGAGGAACUGAAGCGUAUCAGUUUGUCUGCUGAAUAGCAAAUGUUACUGAGGACAAUCAGCAUUUGUGUUAAAGCUAUGGAAUAUGCAAUGCUGGCAUAUUUGUCAAACGGAAGGAAUUGCUUAUGUUUAGAAUUGCAAGACUGCAACUAAUUUUCAUUUUUGCUUCCAAUGUUAUCAUAAAGUUUCAUUUUUAAUUUGAAAGAGUCAUUUUGUAAUCUAGCAAAUCACAUAAGCAUAUGAAUAGUCCUACUGAAAGGGCAGGGACUUACCCAAGUGCCAUGUGCUUUGCUGGAUAGGCCUAAGCAUAUGCUUACAAUUAAGCCUGUGCUUAAGACUGUUGUUGAAUCAGUUUGAAUUGUUCAGGAAGCCACAUCUUUGACAGACUGGCAAAGCGGUCCAGCUGGUUGAACUGUACUAAUUUAAUGACUAUUUUGCAGUUAUUUGUACCUUUUAUCAUCAGGUCCUUGGUUUUCUAAGGCAUCGCUUGCUGAUUCUUGGAGUGAAUUAAGUAAAUGACCUUAAUGAUGUCAAAUGAAUGCUAGCCUUAAUUCUAUAUAAAAUGCAUCUUAAAGGCAGGGUGUGUCUAGAGAAUUUGCUUUCAGUGAAAGCAAUGAAGUAAAUGCUGAAGUGACCAAUGUCAUACUGUUUUGUAGUUUGUACAGUCAGGAAAAAUGUGCUUUUGUUUCUCAAAUUGUUUAUUUUUGUAAAAAAAUAAAAAUAAAAGAUAAAUAUAAUUUCUUUUA
Messenger RNA from Poecile atricapillus (Black-capped chickadee), 3087 nucleotides. RefSeq names its product protein kinase domain containing, cytoplasmic (gene PKDCC). The transcript is spliced from 7 exons. The record is from RefSeq and is a predicted model, not a curated record. Gene Ontology annotation, molecular function: non-membrane spanning protein tyrosine kinase activity; ATP binding. NCBI's taxonomy places the organism in Eukaryota, Metazoa, Chordata, Aves, Passeriformes, Paridae. Gene Ontology annotation, biological process: protein phosphorylation. The coding region runs from base 412 to 1917 and encodes 501 amino acids.